Messenger RNA from Centropristis striata (black sea bass), 1912 nucleotides. It is a transcript of the gene shtn1, whose product is annotated as shootin 1. The transcript has 16 exons. The coding region runs from base 53 to 1507 and encodes 484 amino acids. NCBI's taxonomy places the organism in Eukaryota, Metazoa, Chordata, Actinopteri, Perciformes, Serranidae. The record is from RefSeq and is a predicted model, not a curated record.
GUGUGUCGCGAGGAAGCACUUCCUGUUGAACUUUGGUUGGAGCUGUCCCACUAUGGCUGCAGAAGAGCUGGAGAAAAUAAACGUCAUUACAAACUUGUCAAACCAAGCCCUACAGGAGUAUGAAGGCCUGCAGAGGAAGCACGAGACAGCAGCCAUGGAGUGCAAAAGGCUGGAGGAGGAGAGAGAUGAGGCCAUCAAAAAGCUCAGUGAGUUCCAGCAAGUUUCUCAGAUGGUCAUUGAGGAGGUCAAUGCUAUUCAGGAGAACCUGGAGAUCGAGAGGACAUGUAGAGAAAAUGCUGAAGUCCUGGCCUCCAAGUUGAACCAUGAGAACCGCUCUCUGAAGAGGAAGAGCAUGAUGUUGCUGUCCCACCUCAGCCCAGAGACCAUCACUGAGAUCAACCUUGACGAUGAAGAGGAGGAGAGUGAAGAGCUACAUGUAGCCACCAACGUCUGUGUCUCUCCCCAGUGCCAGACCAUCAUCUCAGAGCUACAAAAUAAGUUGGAACAACAUCAAGUGGUCAUUGACGCAGUAAAACAACAGCUGAGGGACACCAGGGAAGAACUGCUGAGAGAGAAACACGAUAACACUGUUUUAAUUGCUGAGACAGUGCAGCAAAAGAAGCUCCUGGGGAAAUAUAACAGAGUGUCUCAGUUUGCUGUGGAGGAAUAUGAGGCCUUACAGGACACCUUGGACCUGGAGAGGGACCUGAGGGCAGAGGCAGAGAGCUUUGCCAGAGUGAUGAUGGCUGAGCAGGCGAAGCUGAAGAGACAGAGUCAGAUCCUGAUGCAGAGCUCCUCGCCCAGUCAAGCUCUACAGGAAGCCCUGAGCCAGGUCAACACACUGACCCAGGAUCUGGAGACACAGAGGCUGCAGCACCAGGACCAGAUAAAGCAGCUGGAGGACAGGCUGAGGAGCUGUGAGGCUCAAAGGGAGCUGAAUGCAUUAAGGCAUAAACUGGAGCUAGUAGAGGAAGAGAAGACUGAGUACAGUGACAAAUGUUCCAAGGCUGAAGUGGAGGUCAAGGAUCUGCGGUUUACAGUGGAGGAGCUCCAGAAGAAGCUGCAGGCAGCGACCAACCCUCCAGUAGCUCCAGCACCUCCACCUCCUCCACCUCCUCCACCUCCUCCAGCCCCAGCUCCAGCCUCCAACCCACUCAGCUCACUAUUAUCAUUGAUCCGCAAGAGAAGAGACAACAGUACUGACAUCCCACUGGUGGUCCAGGACUCAGCCAAGACACCAGAAGUGGACAUCAAGCAGCAGGCAGUGGAGGAAAUGAUGCAUAGGAUCAAGAAAGGUGUUCAACUUCGACCUGUCGGCCAGUCACCUAAUAGAACCAGGAGAAAGAUGGAGAGGCUGCCCUCUAAUUCUGCCAUUCAGGAACUUAAAGGAAUCAUGGGGAAUCUCAGUAGAGCCUCCCCCCAACCAAAGACAGUGUCUCCGUCAGCUAAGCGCGAUGAGCAGCUGCAGAGGAUCCUGCUGAGACGGAGGGACGCACUGGAGUCCUAACGCAGCGCCAGUCUCCAUCCCAUCCUCUCCCCUGCCGUGUGAAGGUCGGCCCCGACAUGAUCUCUAUCCACCACAUUCACCCAUAUAGACCGGGUUUGGGGGACAGAAGAUUAUAGCGCACAAAAUCAACGUGUUUCAUUCUACUGUGUGGAUACACAAUGCGUUAUAAAUUAAUCAUUUCAGACUGAAUUAUGCUGACUCAGUAAAACAAUUAGACGGGUCAAGAAAAAGAAAGGAAUGCAAAUGAGAGUAGUCAUCCCAGUUCUGAAUCAGGACAGAGGUUAUGUGGCAGGUCAGACUCAGUGUCAGUGAUUUACACUGAGGCCAUUUGUUUUCAGUGAAAUAAAAGAAGUUUAUUCACCCAUUCAGCUGUUUUCUUAUAUUGAAGGUGAAGCCCAAUUUAUU